AUGGUCAACCAAUGGGACAACAGCAACCAAUUUAUGUUGUCCAACAACAGCCACAACCUACUCGUGAUUCGGACGGAUGCUGUGAAGCUUGCAUCGCUUGCUGUGCUUGCUGUCAAUGUUGUGUGA
Caenorhabditis briggsae is the source of this 126-nucleotide messenger RNA. The coding region runs from base 1 to 126 and encodes 41 amino acids. The record is from RefSeq and is a predicted model, not a curated record. Lineage: Eukaryota; Metazoa; Nematoda; Chromadorea; Rhabditida; Rhabditidae. The transcript has 2 exons.